CGUUUGUUUGUAGGAGUAACCACGACAUUUUGUUUAUUAACGUUCUUCUCCAAACCAAUAUAUGAUAUAUUUUUCAGUAACGAAGUUAUUAAUAUUGAGGAAUUACAUAAAUCUAGGCAUAGUAAAAAGUGAGCAUGGAAUCUGUUCGCAAAGCGAAACAGAGAUGUAAGCAAUAUCCAGUCGUUUUAGCAAAGUGUAGUAAAGAGGCAUCAAAUUACGCAACAUGUGUACUGAAAAAAGACAAUGUACAUUUAAAUGAUUGUAGUGCAGAAUUCAGUCAAUUCAAAAUUUGCUUGCAAAAAACGGCUGCUUCGUUGAGUACUAGACUUUAGUAACUCAAUAGUCCUGAGUCUAGGU
Molecule: messenger RNA, 357 nt
Organism: Anoplophora glabripennis (Asian longhorned beetle)
Lineage: Eukaryota; Metazoa; Arthropoda; Insecta; Coleoptera; Cerambycidae
Exons: 1
Coding region: 135-332 (65 amino acids)
Biological process (GO): mitochondrial respiratory chain complex I assembly
Cellular component (GO): mitochondrion
Source: RefSeq, a predicted model, not a curated record